Aspergillus caelatus is the source of this 285-nucleotide messenger RNA. RefSeq lists its product as uncharacterized. The transcript has a single exon. The annotation marks the transcript as partial. NCBI's taxonomy places the organism in Eukaryota, Fungi, Ascomycota, Eurotiomycetes, Eurotiales, Aspergillaceae. The record is from RefSeq and is a predicted model, not a curated record.
UCCGCCACGAUCUCUGAUGAUGAGCGCGCCCAAGAGCGCCAGGAGAACAGUGGAUCCACUUCCUCGACCGCUUAUGACCCGGACAGCUACAGCAGCUCCAUGAUGACUCUUUUCGACGAAGUCAUCCGACAGGACUCGAUCGCCCAACUCAAGGAGACGACGCGGUACACGUCACCCGUGGUCCGGGCAAUCUCCCCACCCCCGCUGUCCCCCAAGGGCAGCUAUAUGCCGUUUGCCCCCGAAGAUUUGACCCGUGCGUUGAAUGCCGUGCAAAUCUGUGGUUAA